This is a messenger RNA of Haemonchus placei, 321 nucleotides long. The record is from the annotation of a GenBank genome assembly. NCBI's taxonomy places the organism in Eukaryota, Metazoa, Nematoda, Chromadorea, Rhabditida, Trichostrongylidae.
AUGGAUACGGACCCAUUUCUUGUCUACGGAGUUCUGCGACUGGAGCGUACAUCUGCCAAGUUGAUUGUGAAGCUUUUCUACCUACCAAAGCCAUGGUAUGGAAAAUACUACGAGGAUGGAUCAGCCAUAGAACAUGUUGUUUUUUGUUUUUGUUGCGAUGUGAUCCGACUGGGGAUCAAAGGUAAGGUCGGCUUUCUACAAGGCUGCUGCCGUCCAUUCGUCGUCUACCUGGCCAGCGAAUUUCGAAACGGCACGCCACCCAUAUUCGAUCGACUUCAGAGUGAUUGGAUGGACGCGAACGAGUUGUGGAGUCGACUUUAA